AUGCCUCAAUUCAUUCUGGACGGGCCCCAUCUCCCGCCGCCAGAUCUCUUCCUCUUCCUCAUCCCGGUCUCGCUCCAAUGCCUCUUCUUGCACCCGAUCUUCCCGUCGACACUCUCUCGGUUACUUCGAUUCGCACUCAUGCCGCUAUCGGUCGCCAUGUCGUUUGCAACGCCCUACAAGUAUGCUAUUGAGCCCCGGAAUCAGGCGGUCGGCAUGAACUUCGUCUUCGGCAUCAUGGGCGCGUAUGGGAUCAUGAAGAGCAUCGAGUGGGGCUUCGCGACGGAUCUGCUGCCCUAUACCUGGGUCGGCUUUGACGGAAAGAGUCCGGCUGAGGAGGAAAAAGCGGCGCAGGUCAACGGAAACGCGGGCGGCGUAGACAACGAGCCGCGCGAGAAGAAGAUGCAGAAGCGGAGAAGAACGGAGGAGGCGCAGCGGGAGUAUUUGGCGGGUCUCAGGCGGAAACAGGCUGCGCAGGAUGGACCUAUCGACAUCAUCCGCUCGACGAUGCACCUCUUGAUCGCAAUGCGCGGUCAAGGGUACGACUUCGGCGCCACUACGACGCAGCCCUUCGCGCUCGAUCAUGGCCAGUUCCUCCGCCGACUCCUGCUCGAAAUCGCAUGGAGCCAUCCCCUCCUCGUUCUCUGCGCCGCAAUCCUCCUCGAACCGCCUACAAGCCGCGACGCCUUCAUCUACGCAACCCUCCCCUCGCUCAACGCCCAGCACGCGCACAUGCUCGGCGGCUGCGUGACGGGACUCGCCAUGGGCACAGCUGUUUUCGCCGCCCUCACCCUCGGGUACAGCUGCUGCACCCUCAUAACUUUCGUCGUCACCGCUAUCGUCCGCCUCCUUCCUCUUCCUGAAGCCCUCACUCUUCCCCGCUUCGACCCGAGAGAAUACCCGCCGUUAUUCAUUCUCUCUUCCCCGCCUGAUUCGGUCGCCAAGUUCUGGUCGGUGCAGUGGCACGCCUUCUUCGCUCGACCAUUCCGCUUCCUCGCCUUCAACCCGACGCAGCGCCUGUUUCGACCGCUCGUUGGCAAGCAGCUUGGUCGCGCACUCGGCGUUCUCGCCACGUUCGCCCUGUCUUCCUGGAUACACGAGUUUGGACUCGCAACCUCGACCUCGACUCUUCCUCCUCACUCUCCGCCUCUUCCUUUCCUCGUCAAAUGGGGCGGCUCGGUCUACUUCAUGUCGCAAGGCGUCGGAAUCGUCCUCGAGGGCAUGUACACGGCCCUGACGCGGAGAAAAGUCGGAGGGUACGGAGGCGUGUUGUGGAGCAGCUUGUUCGUCUGUCUGUGCGGAGGAAUGCUGUACAAGAGCUGGAUGACGCAAGGCCUCGUCCGCGAAGUCCCGCCCGUCCGCUACUGGACCUGGCCGCGCUUCGUUCUCCCGCUUGGCUGUCUCCAGCCUCCUCCCCUCUGGAUGAACAGCUAUCCGACGACGUACGGAUACGAGCGAACGCCCUGA
Messenger RNA from Rhodotorula toruloides NP11, 1464 nucleotides. RefSeq lists its product as uncharacterized. Bases 1 to 1464 code for a protein of 487 amino acids. Gene Ontology annotation, biological process: lipid metabolic process. The record is from RefSeq and is a predicted model, not a curated record. NCBI's taxonomy places the organism in Eukaryota, Fungi, Basidiomycota, Microbotryomycetes, Sporidiobolales, Sporidiobolaceae. The transcript has 7 exons.